Molecule: messenger RNA, 673 nt
Organism: Aspergillus steynii IBT 23096
Lineage: Eukaryota; Fungi; Ascomycota; Eurotiomycetes; Eurotiales; Aspergillaceae
Exons: 1
Coding region: 99-506 (135 amino acids)
Source: RefSeq, a predicted model, not a curated record
CACAUUCUGAUCUAUCCUAUCACACCGACCCUUUCCUUCCCUGCAAUUAUUUCCUUUGUUAGUUUCCUUUGUCACUCAUUCCCUUUGUUCCGAUUCUUAUGGUCUCGUUUCCUCUUCUCUGUACAUUAUUAUUUUUUUCAGCUUGGAUACCCGUGUUGGAGUCCGUGCUUUUUUUCAUUAUCUCCUUUGUUCAUUCUCUCUGCCUCGUUCACGACAGCAACAAAGGAAUUCGGCUCGGAUUUCUGGCGUUUAUCGUCCUACCGGUAACAGGUCAGGACUGGUUUGGUUGGGUUUGGUCAGGUCAGGUCCAGAGGGACCUCGGAUGGGACAGGACUCACGGCAAGGCAGGAUGGGAUAUGAUUCUAAGAGGCGUCUUGGUUAUAUGGUUUGCUUUGAUUUAUGAUUUCAUUUCAUUGCCUGUUAUUUCGCUUCUCUGUACUAUAUUUUCAGCUUUUUCCCCCGUUAUUUUUUGGUGUGUUGCUCUAGGUAUUCAGGUACCUAUUUGAGAUCUCAAUUUGAGACGUAUGUUCCCAUGCGUGCCUUGGUUUGGGCAUUUAUCCAUCUAUCCAUCUAUAUAUAUCUAUCUAAAUCUAUCGACGAAACUGUUGUGAUCGCGCAAUCUAGAUCGAAAUGGGAUUGCUCGAUUGCUUGAUGAAUUCAUUCAUGAUCGUGA